This is a messenger RNA of Trichophyton rubrum CBS 118892, 360 nucleotides long. RefSeq lists its product as uncharacterized. Bases 1 to 360 code for a protein of 119 amino acids. The transcript has a single exon. NCBI's taxonomy places the organism in Eukaryota, Fungi, Ascomycota, Eurotiomycetes, Onygenales, Arthrodermataceae. The record is from RefSeq and is a predicted model, not a curated record.
AUGCCAAGGCUCAAUCUCACAUACGAGUACUUCUGCGAGGUUGUUGGCCAACUCACUCGCCACUCCUCGUCUCCAGUAACCCCUGAAAACCUCAACCCCUUGAUCCAACGGGUCCUGACUCAGUUUGCCGGCUCUAUCAUCUACGGAGUGGGAGGACACUCCGUCCUUAUAUCAGUUGCAGACAACAUCGGCGUUAAAAUCUCGUAUACACCAGGUGGGGAACACUUGCAUCACGAACAGUCUGUUUUUAAGCUGCUUCCUUCAGAGCCAUGCCAGCACAUAGCCCACUCCCUCUUCACCGGGCCAGACGUGAUAUUUCUGGAGCUAUUCCCAAAUGGCACCCUAUACGACCGCCUAUGA